CCAUAAUGGUAUCCUGCCUUGUCAUGAAUUGGAUAAUUCCCCCAUGACUAGUUGAUGGGCAGUGGAUUGCUCAGUGGGAGGAAAGGGGUCUGGAGUCAGUCCUGUGAACUUUGUUCUCUCAUUUGCAAAAUGAUGUUGUGAACAUCUGGCUCACACAUGGAGCGUGACACUUGGCUUGGAGUCUUAUAAAUGUUUUCAGAUCCUUGAAUGGCUGUUGCUGAAAUGUGAAGGAUCAUCAUUAAUGAAAUAUGCAAUAACACUGACGGAGCAUUUGUGUUUGCUGCAAUUUGUAACUAUGUUCUAACACUUGUUAACGAAUGCUAUUGUGGGCUGCAGUGUGACCAAGGAUAAACUUGUGACUUGAGGAUAAACAUGACCAAGUGUUUGUUCCUGGGUUGUGCUACUAUUUAUCACUGCAGGUGUUGAAACACAUCAUUUUGUGCAGCAAGGCUUUAAAUGGGUGAAUAGGGUAAGAGAGGAGACUUAGCUACUGCUCCUUCCUUUGUGUUUUUUUUCCAUCUGCUCUGCUUACAUGGAAUACAGGCAAAUGCCACAAUUGGUUGAUCAAAGAUCUACUGUGUUGGAGAGCUGAAUAUCCAUAUGACUUUAGAAGAAUCUUGUCGGUUGGCUGGGCAUUGGCUUUAGACAGUGCAGCUCGUGGUAGUGAAGGUAUACCCAUCAAGAGGCCUGAAGAAGAAGCAAAUGUUUACACAUAAGCUGAAGUUGAAGGAAUAGAGCUAAGAUUAGUCAAAUAAAGGCAGUGGGAAGCUGGCAUGGAUGAGUAGGGGGCCCCUAAGUAAACUUAGCAUAAAAGUGAAGUGUAGAAGCAAGACAUGCAGAAGCGGGUGACCCAGGAGCUGCUGGGCUAGGAUUAGAAAAGCCAAGGCUGACCUUGAGUUGAAUAUGGUAUGAAAUGUGAAGUGUGACCAGAAAGGAUUGUGUAAGUGCAUAUACAGAAAAAGGAAGACGAGAGAAAAUGCUAACUAGCUGCUGAAUGUUGCUGGUGACCUGCUGACAAAUUGCCUGAAAAACACUGAGAUAGCCAUUGCCUUCAUUGCUUGAGUCUUUACCAGUAAGACCAGCCUUCAGCAAUCCAAAGCCACUAAGACCAGGGAGAAGACUUGAGCAAGGAAGACCUACCCAACAGUUAGGGAUCAGCUAAGUCCCACAAAGUUCCACAAAUGCUAAAAAAAUGGUCCAUUUUUCAUACAAAGAGACGUUGAGGAGGUGGUUCUGUUCAGCCUGGAGAAGAAAAGCCACAAGUGGAUUUUAUCUGUAUGUAUAAAUACCUGAUGGCAGGUUAAUGAAGGAGAGCGAGGCAGCGCUUCUCAGUAAUGCCUCGUGACAGGGCAAGAGGUGAUGGGCUCAAAAUGAAACACCAUUCCCUCUGAACAUCAGGAAGCACUUCUCUACUAUGUGACAGUACUGUGUGAGUGAUCAAGUACUGGCAGAGAUUGCCCAGACAGGUUGUGAAGUCUCCGUCCUUGGAGACUGCCAAAAGACAACAGCUAUGUCCUGGGCCACUGGUUGUGUUUGGCUGUGCUUUGAGCAGGGGAUUUAGACCAGAUGAUAUCAGUAAGUCCCUUCCAAUCUCAAUGAUUCUGUGAUUCUGUUGUUCCAUUGUGAGGUCCCUACUCCCUCAUAAGUUGGAAUGGGCUCAUGAGCAGGCUCUGUUCUGCCAUACCUUCUCAAGCCUUCUUGCAACUUCUCUGCAUGUGGAGCUGACUGUACUGCUGCAAUCUGCUGUCCCUCCCAAACUGAAGAAACUGAAAAGCCCAAACGUGCACGUUGGUGAAAAGAUCUCACUGAAAUGUGAGGCGACUGCUGGCAACCCUCAGCCAUCCUACAAAUGGUUUAAAGAUGGCAAAGAGCUGAAGAAGAGCAAAGACAUCCGGAUCAAGUAUGGGAAUGGGAAAAAAAUUUCCAGACUGCAGUUCAACAAGGUGAAGCUGGAAGAUGCUGGGGAGUACAGCUGUGAAGCGGAGAACGUUUUAGGGAAAGACACCGCAAAAGGCAGCCUGAAUGUGAGAAGUGUAACCACAACUCUCUCCUCCUGGUCUGGGCAUGCUAGAAAAUGCAACGAAACAGCCAAGUCCUAUUGUGUCAAUGGAGGAGUAUGCUACUACAUCGAAGGGAUUAAUCAGCUGUCUUGCAAAGGCAGAGGAGCUCUACCAGAAAAGAGUUUUAACCAUCACAGGAAUCUGUGUUGCCUUGCUUGUGGUGGGCAUCGUCUGUGUGGUAGCUUACUGUAAAACCAAGAAGCAAAGAAAACAGAUGCAUAAUCAUUUACGACAGAACAUGUGUCAUGCCCAUCAGAACAGGAGCCUUGCAAAUGGGCCAAGCCAUCCGCGUUUGGAUCCGGAGGAAAUCCAAAUGGCUGAUUAUAUUUCUAAGAACGUUUCUGCCACUGAACACGUGAUCCGGAGGGAAACAGAGACAACCUUUUCGGGAAGUCACUCCUGCUCACCGUCACAUCACUGCUCCACAGCCACUCCAACAUCCAGCCAGAGACACGAAAGCCACACCUGGAGCCUGGAGCGGACGGAGAGCCUGACUUCUGAUUCCCAGUCCGGGAUCAUGCUGUCCUCGGUGGGAACCAGUAAAUGCAACAGCCCUGCUUGUGUGGAGGCACGGGCCCGCCGUGGGGCUGCCUUCUGCAUUGAGGACUCGCGGCGGCCCACGACGCAGUACCGCGACUCAGUGGACUCACUGCGGGACUCACCGCACAGCGAGAGGUACGUGUCGGCCCUGACCACACCAGCACGCCUGUCGCCUGUCGACUUCCACUACUCGAUGGCGGCGCAGGUGCCCACCUUCGAGAUCACCUCCCCCAACUCCGCGCACGCCGUCUCCCUGCCGCCAGCAGCCCCCAUCAGCUUCCGCGUGGAGGAGCAGCAGCCCCUGCUGCGGCGGUACCAGCUGCCCUUCCAGGACACGCAGCGCUACGACAGCUACUACCAAAGGAAGACCUACCUGAACGACAGCAUGGGGAGCCUGCCCUCCAGCCCCUUCCGCAUCACGGAGGACGACGAAUACGAGACGACGCAAGAGUACGUCACAGCGCUAGAGCAGCCAAAGAAAACAGCCAGCAGCAACAGGCGGUGGAAAAAGUCCAAACUGAACGGGCACGUCCCCCACAGAGCCAGAGCUGUCCGGGACUCCUUCUCCUUCAGCAGCGCCUCUUACAGCGAGUCUGAUGAGGAGCUGGUGGCCGAGAGCACGCCCUUCCUAAGCACUCAGAACAAUGAGGCGACAAACACAGAGUCGCCGCCGCUCCACCGGCCGGGCGACAGCCGGACUCAGCACCCCUACAGCCGGCACAGCGCCCACGGGGGCAGCGGGCGCAGCAGCCUGGCGCACACGACGCCCAAACGGGAGCCCGACCCCCUCUAGGCGCCCGGCAGACGCACCGCACGGGGGAGGCGGCGGAGGAAGGCGGAACAAACACGAGACAAAAAUAAAUAUUUUUAUUUUAUA
Molecule: messenger RNA, 3477 nt
Organism: Phasianus colchicus (ring-necked pheasant)
Lineage: Eukaryota; Metazoa; Chordata; Aves; Galliformes; Phasianidae
Source: RefSeq, a predicted model, not a curated record